GCCAGAAGCCAACACUUUUGCUGUAGAGAUGGAAGGGAUCAUCUCCCCUGUGUUUACACCGAAUGAUGAUGAAAAUGCUAUUAUAAAUAAAAUAGGUCAGAUGUUCACUACCAGAUGCCCCAGAUUCUUGGGAGAGACAGGUGUGUUCCACAAUAAAUAUGAGAGUAACAACAUUGUGGACGGGGAUUGGAUAGAUGACCAGGAAGCUUUCUGUGGGAAAGGAUUUGUCAAGAACCCCAAGUACCUUUACAAUAACGUCAAUGGAUUGUAUUUGGGAUCAGCUGUGAAUACAAUGUGUAUUGCUUACCAUGGAGCCAUACAAAAUUCAUUGACUGUAAAAUACUCCUAUUCAGAUGAGAAUAUGGUUGUGAUUGAAAAUCAGUAUUUGACCUCCACCAUCAGCAUUGGAGAAGAAUCAGAUGUAUGGAAAUACACCUGCAUUAACAUGCUGACGGCACUUACUAAUCAUGUUAGUAAUGGGCAACUGUUCAAACUACACAGUAUCAUGGUUAAAAGGGCUGGAGAUGUAUUUAUAGAUGAAGUAUAUAUUGGAAAUGGACAAAGUACAACAGAUCUAGAGAAUGUCAACUUGCUUCGCCUUAAACCAGUGCGGCCCAAUGGUCAGAAGAUUCACUAUAUCCAAGGAGCAGUCACCACAGUUGGCUCGCUGUAUAGUGUGGAGAUCACUUUCAUACCCCUUGAAUGUGGACAUGACUUUCCUCUGUUUAGCGUUGUCACAGAACAGACCAAUGGCCUGUUGGUGACUGUGACGCGGCAGAGUGCAGCCUCGCCCCCAAUCACAGGGACCUUCACGCUGUCCUUCAAGGGAGAUGAAUCUGUUGCAAUUACUCCCUCUGUAACUGGGAAGCAGUUAAAGGAGGUUCUGAUGUCAAGUGUACCCACGAUGGGGGAAAUCUACACCUAUAAGCAUGGAGACUGUGCAAACUUUGACCUCAGCGUGGCAUUUUUGUCAAUUCCAGGUGACCAGGAUACAAUCCAGUUUACAAACCAGUUGUCAGGGUUAGAUGUUACAAUGGAAGUAGUUACAGUGGCAAAUGGAGGUUUGACCUUUGAUCCAAUUCAAGGAGACAUGCUACAUAGUUACAGUACAUCGCCUCAGGUUACAGCCUUUGUCAAUGAAAUACCUACACGAUGUAGUGCAGCAACCGACCCCCCAGGGUGCUCGUUUCAAUGGUCUGUUACAAGUACCCCUGUCAUCCAAAGCUGCUCUUCCUCAGGAGUUCCUGUUCAGCUUACAAUAUCUGGAAGUGAAUUCUCAGCAAAUUUAGCAGAGAACACAGUGACUAUAGCAGGAGUGGCAUGUGUUGUCACCUCCUCUUCUGCAGUACAGAUUAUCUGCAGCCCCAGUCAGGUACCUGCAGGAACCCACACAAUAGAAGUCAAAGUAGUGGGCAAAGGAAAAGCUGCCAUGGUAUCAGGGGUUAUAUGUGAAUUUGUGUCCACUAUGACCAUUACUUCUGUGAAUCCUGCUUCAUGUAGCGUUGGGGGAGGAUGUGAAAUCAGCAUUGAUGGGAUGGGAUUUUCAUCAGAGACUAGUGUCACUAUAGGAGCAAGUUCCUGUGAAGUCAAAUCUGCCACCUACAACUCGUUAACAUGUGUUGUUCCAAGCUCAUCCACGACGGGUUCAAAGACUUUGACAAUGUCUUCUGGUGGGCAGUCUGCCACAGACUCCUUUUCCUACAUCACAGGUCCAACUGUGGAUCAAACUAGCAUUAUUCUUACUGAGGAAAAUGUUGCAGGAGGUCUUGUUCACAAAGUAACAUUUACUGGCAGUAAUUGGGGAGAUGUAGCCACUGUAAAGCUCUUCAUACAAGGAAGUGAGGUGACCCCCAUUACAGUGACACCAUCAUAUUCCCUGGUGGCCACUCUCCCUUUGCUUUCCCCGGGAACCUAUACACUACAGUUGCUCACGAGCACAGGAUAUGCUGUGGACAGUACUGGCAAUGUUCCUAGUAUUACUGUACAAACACGAGAGAUCACCAACGUUUUCCCUGCCACAGGAUCAUUACGAGGGGGGACUGAGCUAACAGUAACUGGUGAGGGAUUAAGCACAGUCACCUCAGAAAACAAAGUGAAGGUUGGAAAUCAUGACUGUGAUGUGCAGAGCUCAACAUCAACAGAACUUAAAUGUGUAAUUGCAGAUACUGGAAAGAUACACUAUGUAACAAAUGAUGGAAUCCAUCCAGAUUUCCGCAUCAGUGGCUAUGCGUGGGAACCUAAAAACCUUCAGGUGAAGGUGGGGGACACGGUACAGUGGAGUUGGAAGUUUAAAUCAUUCAUCACGGGGAUGAAGGUCAAGGUGGCUCAAGUAACAGCUCUUCUGUCACAGGAGCUAGAAGAAGGGGGAUUUUAUAGUGGCCCUUCUAGCACCACAGGAGUAUACCAAUUCCAGUUUCUGGAGCAGGGAUCCUACUAUUACUGGAGUGACUUUGUAGACGAAUUCAAGACAACUCAUUUCUCUGGAGUCAUAGAAGUACAGAGUCUGGAUUCAUAUGCUGCUGAGGUGCAAGUGAAAGUUGACAACAUAGAAUUCAGCCAUAUUAAACCAGGCACUACAGACCCCACGCUUACAGGGCCCUGCCCCGGGAGCACAGGUGACCAAGGAUCAUGUGUGACACCUUCCUCACCGAUUAAUGAUGCCAAUAAAUGGAACUUUGAUUUCUGGGAUUGUGCUACACCCAAAGUCACUGAUGUUUCUUUAAGUGAAGGCACAACGUUUGAUGUCAUAGAGGUGACAGGACAGGGAAUUGAUAUGAACACUUGUGAGCUGGAGGUUAAGUUUGGUGACAAUGUAUGCAUUGUACAGGGAAUAGGUGACAAUAAAUUUUACUGUACAAUUGAUCCAGGAAACACUCCCACAGUGGGACUUCUGCAGGAAAUUUCAGUAAGGGUCAGAAACAGAGGAAAUGCUCUGGUACGAAUAGAAAAGAGGCUGAAACGUUCAUUUGCUCUUCUUCCAGCAGUACGAACAAUUUCUCCCGAAUCAGGGUCAACAGCUGGAGGCACAGAAAUCACAAUUACAGGAACAGGCUUUUCUGAUGAUAAAGAAAAAAUGAUGGUGUCCAUUGGAGGGUAUGCCUGUCAAGUGAAGAGCACUUCAUUCACCCAGAUUACAUGUAUAUCUCCUGCUCAUGCUGCAGACAGUAAAACAGUUGAGGUUACGAUCAUUACCUCAUCUGGCAUACAGAUAAUAGCUGUUUGCAAGCAUGUAAGUGGUGUGUGUACUUUCUCUUAUUCAACCUCGGCAACUCCAGAGUUGACAAGUGUAAAUCCUGAUGCCCUCUCGGGAUCCAGUGAAACAACCCUGACCCUAACUGGCUCAUAUUUGAAGUCCACUGUAGAGGGAGCCACUGUCCACAUUGGAGGGGAGGAGUGUACAGUGCAAUCACAGACUGUUGAUACUAUCACCUGCACAAUUACAAACCUUCCCCUUGGUCAGAAUCCAGUCAGUGUCCAUGUCACUGGGUUUGGAAAUGCAGUAUCUUCUCUAUCUGUGGUGUCACAAGCAGUUGUAAGCAGCUUCUCUCCAUCUUCCGGCAGUGUAUAUGGGGGAACUAGAGUGCGCAUCCAGGGAAAUGGCUUUACACAGGAUGCUAAUGUCAAUAUAGGAGGUGUGCCUUGUCUAAUUGAAUCCGCCAGUCUGUCUGAAUUGGUGUGCAUAACAGGGGCACAUGCAGCUGAAACCACCCAAGUUGAAAUACAAGUUGGUUCAGUGAUCUAUCCACAACAAACCUUUAUCUAUGAUCAACAAAUAUCUCCCCAAGUAACCAGCAUCACCCCAAACCAAGGCAGCCAUGGUCAAGCUGUCACAAUUAAUGGUCAGAAUUUAAGUCCUGUGGAGAGCGUUAAAAUAGGACAGGCAAUAUGUACUGCUGUUACUUCUCCUGCAAGUGACCAGAUACAGUGCACCACCACUGCCCAUCCGGUGGGGCCACAAAGUGUAGUGGUCUACACAAAUCAUGGUAUGUCUAACAGUGACAUCCAAUAUGAAUACACCUUGGAGCUUUCAACGGUUACCCCUACCACAGGAAGUAUUUUUGGGGGUCAAAGUCUAACUGUUAGUGGAUCUGGAUUUGAUGCAAAUGCUGAGCUAAAGAUUUGUGAUGAAGUUUGCCAGAUUAACUCCAUUAGCUUAACUGCAUCACAAUUCUCAUGUUCCACACCUCCUUCUGCAGAUGGAGCCAAAGCAUGUGAUGUUGUUCUGACUUCCAAUGGACAGAGUAGAACACUGAGUGGUGGCUAUAGCUAUGACCAAACAAAGACUGCCAUGGUAGUAGGCUUGUCUCCCAGUCGAGGAGGUACUGGAGGGGGCACACACUUAACAAUAACAGGCACACAGUUUGGAAUUACGCAAGGCAAGGUGGAGAUAGAUGGCAGCAGCUGUGUUAUAACUAGCUGGACAGAUGUUCAGAUUGAGUGUGAUACAGAAGAACAUAGAGAGACGGGAAAAUACAGUGUAACUGUGACUGUGCCUGGAGAUGGACUGGCUAAUCCAGGAAUGCAAGAAUUUUUCUACAUAGAUGUCUGGUCAUCUCCCUUUUCCUGGGAAGAUGGUAUAAUUCCAAAAGAAAAUAAUUUGGUGGUCAUAAAGAAGGGACACACUGUUCUACUGGACAUCAGUCCUCCUGUUCUGAACACGAUACUUAUUGAUGGAGGAGAUCUUGUAUUUGACACUGAAGAUCUAGAACUCCAAGCCCAAAAAAUUCUAAUUACAAAUGGGGGAAAGUUUCAGGUUGGAACUGAGGAUGCACCAUUCCCUAAUAAAGCCACAAUCACUCUACAUGGACAUGUGCGAUCUAAGGAACUUCCUGUGUAUGGCACCAAAAUGAUAGGAGUCCGAAAUGGAUCACUGGAAUUACAUGGACAAAGAAUUGUGACUGCCUGGACUCGUCUAGAUAACACAGCUGUUGCUGGGGCAACAAGUAUAACUCUAACUCAUCCAGUGGAUUGGAAGGCGGGAGAUUCCAUUGCCAUAGCAACAACUAAUCACAGACACACACAAAAGGAAACAGAGGAGUCCACUAUUGCCUCUGUCUCAGCUGAUGGUAGGACUUUAACCCUGACCCAACCACUGCAAUAUGAACAUCUAGGCGUGAUAGGAACAUACGGUGGCCAAAACAUUGAAUUCCGAGCAGAAGUUGGGCUUCUUACACGAUCAAUUGUUGUUCGUGGGACAAAUGAUGACCAGUGGCAUGAUGUUAUUGAGGAAUGUCCACAGGGCUUUGAUACUGGUGAGUUUGCUCAACGUCCCUGCUUCCAAGGCCUAUUUGGAGAGGAGAUCGGAAGUGAUCAGUUUGGGGCUCAUAUCAUUUUCCAUGCCCCACAACCAGAUUCUGGAGUUGUUUUUGCACACAUUGAAUAUGUGGAAUUCAAUUAUGUAGGACAAGCUUUCCGUCUAGGACGUUACCCUGUCCAUUUCCAUAUUAAUGGUGACAUGACUGGGUCCUAUGUUAGGGGUUGCAGUUUUCAUAAAUCCUUUAACAGGGCUGUCAACAUUCAUGGAACUCACAAUGUGCUAGUGGAACACAAUGUGGCAUACAAUAUUAUGGGAGGAGCCAUGUUUUUGGAGGAUGGAAUAGAGACAGGAAACAUCCUGAAGUUUAACUUGCUGAUAUUUGUUAUUGCUAGUUCAAGUCUGCAAAAUGAUGACAAUGCCCCAGCUGCAUUUUGGAUCACAAAUCCAAACAACAUUGUUGAGCAUAAUGCAGUGGCAGGUGGUACGCACUUUGGAUUUUGGUAUCGAAUGCACAAGAACCCAUCAGGUCCUUCUUUUACUACCUCCAUUUGUCCACAGAAAGUUCCUAUUGGAUCAUUUUUCAACAACACUGUUCAUUCCAAUGGAUGGUUUGGUUUAUGGGUGUUUCAAACAUUCACACCAAAAGUUGGUGGGGGAUGUAACUCCAAAACACCUCAGGAAUCACUCUUCUCUGGUCUGACUGUGUGGAAUUGUGAGAAAGGUGCUGAGAUAGUUGAUGGUGGUUCAGUUAGAUUAAAAGACUUUGUUCUUGUGAACAACAAGUUAGCUGGAUAUGAAGGCAAGCAGGUUUUGGAGGGAACUCAGGUCAUUGAAAAUGCUUUGAUAGUGGGACAUGCCACUGAGCUUACUAAAACAGAACAGGGAUGCACAAGAGAUGGGAUCAAACUUCCUUACAAAUAUGGCUUCGAAGUUGAAAAUGUUAAAUUUGUUAACUUUGAUGAAAGUAACUGUGCUGCAUUUGGAGUGACCAGAAUCACUGGAAAGUGUUCAGUAUAUUGUGGUGGGUAUAUGUACAAGACCAAGGGACUGGCGUUUGUCAACUCACCCAACAGGGGGAAAUUCUUCUGGGCAUGGGAGGCAUUGAUUGAAGAUUUAGAUGGAUCCCUAAUAUCUGAUGGUCCUUCAGCAGCAGAUGCUGGAAAGUUUGUACUCCCUCAGGCAGACACCCUGCCAUCCACCUGUGUAGCAGUGCCAGCUUUCAGCAAGGGCAGUGUUUCAGCAGUAGUGUGUCCAAGGGACCUCAUCUUUCACAGAUUCACAUUUAAUAAGGUUCCACGUUCUCUGGAAGGCAAGAAUGCUAUAUUUACAAACACUCAUGGAAGUUCAGUUCAACCGUAUAGAUCCAAGGCUAUCACCAACAAAAAAGGCUGGCUGAUUGUAUUUUUAGAUGGAAUGGAGUACACCAUGGAGUUUCAGGAUAAUCCUGGGUUUACCAACUUUACAUUUAAUGGGAGAAUAGACAAUUUUAAGACCAAAGAUGAGUUUGUGACUCUUGCACAGAACAUUCAGCAAGAACCCAGUCGUUUCUUCAUAGCUGGUUCCUCCCACAUUCCAAACCCUGGAACACCCAUUGAUACAGCAACUAGCAGUCAUGGUCAUUGGGAGUAUGCUGGUGGAGUAUUGAAGUACUUAGUUAGAGGACAUGACCCAACAACAGUGGGAACAACCACCAGUAGAAAUGUAGGCAUCAACUUUAAAGUGUACAAGUGCUUCUUUAAAAACUGUGAGCCUCCACCUGACCCUAACACAGUACCACCAGUGGAGACGCGCCCAGAUGAUGCUGUUUUAUGGUCUGAUAAGGAGACAUGGUCAGAUGCAGAGGAAGGAUGGGGUGGGAAUAAAGGAGGGGGGCAGUAUGACCUGCCUGUGGAUGGAGAUAGUGUCAAAAUACCUAAAGGUAAAUGGGUGGUUGGUGACAUAGCUCUGCCACGAAUGGAAAAAUUGGUUCUCUAUGGUGUGUUGGAAUUGGAUGACGAUAAUGGCGCUAGGGACUUUGAACUUCGAUGUAAAUACAUCAUAAUUCUUGGAGGACGACUUAUUAUUGGUUGGCCAAAUAAACCAUUUCUUGCAAAUGCCUUAGUGAUUCUUGAGGGAAAUAAACAAACGGAUUAUUAUGAACAAGACAGUGGUCCCACAAUAGGUUCUAAAGUCUUGGCUGCUUUUGGAGGAGUGGACAUGCAUGGUAUUCAAAAAGGCAACUCAUGGACUCGUCUGGCCCAAACUGCCAAUCCUGGCAACACCCAAAUCACUCUGGUCUCUGCUGUGGACUGGGUAGUGGGGGAUGAAAUUAUCAUAGCCCCCACAGGAUACAGACCAGAAGAGGUGGAAAGAUUCACAAUCAGUAGCGUAUCUAGUGAUUUCCUCACAAUCACACUAGAUGGCUCAUUGCAGUAUAAGCACAUUGCACACACUCAUACUGCUAAUGGCAAAACUAUACAGAUGGCAGCAGAAGUAGGACGGUUGACUCGAAACAUUCGCUUUGAGGGAGCAACCUAUGCAGACAUGCAGGCAGAGGCAUACGGAGGUCGAAUAAUGGUUUCUAGAUUGGUAGAAAAUGAUCAACUUUAUAUAGGAUAUGCACGUCUUCAUAAUGUUGAAUUCCGCUAUACAGGACAGGAGGGAUGGGUGGAGCGUGGAGAUGCACGCAACUCUCUGGCUUUUGUAGAUGCUGGCACGGUAAAUCACAUCAAACCAUCUUAUGUUAAACAUUGUUCCUUCCACAAAAGUUUUGCUCCUGCUGUCACCGUACAUGGCACAAACAACUUGCCAGUAGAGUGGAAUGUCAUGGCAGACUCGGUUUGGUUCGCUUUGGAGACCACCAGUUCUAAUACGAAGAUAUCUCACAACUUUGUAACCAAUGUAAAAUGGGAUGGGUGUUACAAUGACAGAUUUGAAAACUUGAAUGUAAGGUACAAUGGAGCCUUCAAUUUGAACUCUGCAACCAACUUGGUGUUGGAAUACAAUGCUGUGGGAGGAGCCCAGAGGGUUGGUUACAACAUAUUAGGGGAGGAAUGUGGUGCAACUUCAGCCUGGAAAGGCAAUGUGGCUCAUACUACACUCCUAGGAGUGGCAAAUAUCCAGCAAAUGACCCCAAUUCCAACUGGUAUGGAUUGCGUUCAAAUUAACAACUUUGAUGUUUGGAAGAACCUGGAUUAUGGAAUAUACUACAAUAACUUCGUCAACUCAAUUAUAAAAGGAGUCAACGCAGCAGACAAUGGGGUCAAUGUCUUCCAGUUCAUCAUUGGCCCAGUAGCUAAACGACACUUGUAUGAGGACAAGUUUGCUAGAGUUGAAGACAGUCUCAUUGUUGGUACUUCUGAUGCCUUUGAUUGUAGUACAGAUAUUCCUAAUAUCAAUGACUGCAACAUCAAACUCAGUGGGCAAAGCCGUGCUCACAUUGGAUCAAAGAGACUUGGGAUUACAAUGCCAACAUUUUCUUCUGGAGGAAACAAAGCUCCAGAAAAACCAUUUGCUGGCAUAAAGGCCUACCAGGCGAUUGGUGGAAUGGCUGCUGUAUCGGGCACUACUUUCUCCAAAUUUGGUAACCGCUGCUCAGGUAGCAGAGACGUGGUCAUUGCCCCUAAUUUUCAGAAUGAUGAUGGGAACCACAGAAUGGAGACGAGCAGUGUGGUCUUAGUAGAUGUUGAUCAAGAGUCUAAGAUCUUCUAUCCUCGAUCAAACUUGGGGAAGAUCAACCAAGCAGACUGUGUGGACAUGGCAUGUGAUGCCAAGGUCAAAACACUGGUGGUGGACAUGGAUGGCAGCUUCUUGGGUCAUGUUGGCUCAGUCAUUCCCCAGUCUGAACAUGAGUGGAACGGAGACCCUGCCUACAUGUUGGGGGACUACAGGGUUCCCAAGGAAAUGCAGGUCACUCUAGAUGGAGAGAGAAUUCCCAUGGAUACAUUGGCUCCUCACAAAGGUAUCAUCAGAGAUGACAGCUGUAGCAGUAAAUCCUCCUGGCAGGCUUACGAUUGUCCAAACUUAAAACACUACACACUGACCAUAGAGAACAUGGACUCGGAUACAGAGAAACGACGGCUGUCACCUGUGGCUCUCCUUGGAAAUGGUUAUCUCGAUCUCAUUAAUGGACCCCAGGACCAUGGUUGGUGUGGUGGUUAUACAUGUAGACUCAGGCUCUCCACAUUCCAAGCCUUAGUGUUAUCCAGUCAAGAAUAUCUGUUACAUUACACCAGCACCUCUCCUCAGCACACACGCUUCAUGAUGUUGGAUAUAGGACAAAAUGAGUGUAUCCAGCUCUCCAUAUGGUACUCCCAGCCCUGGCGUCUGGACGUUUACCACGAUGAUACUUAUAUACUGCCAGCAAAUGCUAGACGUGUUGAAGGAAAGGUGGACACUCUUGUUUAUGACCCUCCUCCAGUUGGGGAACCAGACAAGUACAAGCCCAGUGCUACCACCUGCAGCGAUGCAUCAGGAUCAAACUUCUAUGACAGAAGUGCUGGUAUUCUGACCAUCCUCAUUAAGGGUCCUAAGCCCGUGAGAGUGUUCACUGUAGACUCAGUCAUUGUCUCCUUCCAGUUUCCUUCAAUGAGUCUUGAUGAGUUCUAUGGUGGAAAUAUUGUUAUGCAUAUAGCAGCUUUUCUGGAUAUAGAUCCCAAAUUUGUCAGGAUAACAAGCAUCACCAGGGAAACCCCCACAGUUAAACGAAGGAGGCGACAAGCAGAUGAAAAUAUUGUGGGAGCUGCCAUAGAUAUCAGCAACCCACCAGGCAUGUCUCCUACCUCGGACAGUUUGACAGGGGAUGAUGUAAAUCAGCUAUCUAGUAAACUCAUAAAUGGCAUUCAACUGACAAACUUCAGUGACACUAUAAACCUAGAUCCUAGGACAUCCUUCUCCAUCUCCAGGAACUUGCCAGCAACUGACAGUCAAGAGUGGCAGCAAAUCAAUAGCACCUCUUCAGAUGGCUACAUUGUAGUGCAAGUGGCAAAUCAAAUGAUAUUCCACACUGCACUGGAACCUCUGCAUGAAGGAGCUCCAUUUAAAAAACAACCCAAGAUACAAGUUUUGGACAAAACGGGAGAGGUCAUCACAAUGCUGGGAGCAGAGGAAAACACCUGGAAGAUAACAGCAUCAAUCCGUGCAAACUCUGGAAACCCAAGUGCUGUUCUUUUGGGGAAUACCACUGUCCAAUUUAUAGGUGGGAUAGCAGCAUUCACUGACCUUGCUAUCUCCCACUUCGGUACAGACUAUAUUCUAGACUUUACUCUCACUGAACCGGUUGUUGGAGAGCCCUUUGUGAUAGCAUCGCAGGCCUUUUCUCUGCCAGGCAGACCUAUUAUAGCCACUGUUGUGUCAAAAACUCCCAUAAUUGUUGAAGGAUCUGAGGCUUCAAUAACAUUGGAAUUACGAGAUGCAGUAACAGGCCAGCAUGUCGAUGACAUAGACUGGAGGGGUCAUUCUUGGGGAGCAACUGCAGAAAUUGGAAUGAAUGAAUUGUAUGGUGAAAAUGUCAUGGAACAGAGAACAGUGACAUUUGAUGUAAAUUCAGGGCAGGCAACAUUUAAUGACCUGUUGUUUCUUACAUCUGGAGUGUUUGUUGUCAAGUUCAACAUUACAUCAAACCCAAAUGAUUAUAAUUUGGAACAUCAGGAAACAGUGGUUGUCAGGGGCAUCAGCCAGGAGCAGAUAACCACCAAUGUCACCAAGGAAAUUGGAGUCAAGUUUGAUGCCAAUUAUAACAAUAUUGUCGGACAAUCCAAAAACAAAUACUUUGAAUCAAUGGUUCUUCAUUGGUUUAUCAAAACCUUUACUGAUGUUGUACCUGCUCCAAAACUAGUUUAUGAAGGAAGUAUCAUGGUGACCUUCAACAUUGGUGGUAAUGAAGUCAAUGUCACUUCAGCUAUCAGCAAUUUAUGCAUUGCUAUUCAGAAUGGCACAGACUUUACGUUUGCAGGACAUAGCCUAACCCUCAGUGGGUAUAUGACAGUGGAUGGAAACAAAUACUAUGGAGUGUCCUGUGGGAUGGUAUCAUCAGAUGAUGGAGAUGACAGUGCAGUACCAGUCAUUGCAGCCGUGGCAGCAGUAGGUGGCGUUCUCAUCAUCGCUGUCAUCGUUCUUUUAGUUUGCAUGCUGUACAAAUCCCAAGUGGCUCCCAAAGCCAAGACGCACGACUUGCACGAAAUUCUCCAAAAUGAAAAAUCUUUUACCAGUAUUGGCAUCAGACAGAAACCUCCACAGUCGACAUCGCUGACCGGAUAUAAAAGAACAGGUGUAGAAUGCUGGGAGAUAUAACAGACAUUGAACACUUUUACAUCAUCUUCCAAUAAUAUCAAUUAUAGGGCUCAGAAUUAUUUUGUAUAUAACUUUGAUAACAUCUUGCAUGCCAGGGGCGUAGCUUGGUUAGGCUAGAGUAGACAUAUGCCUACACAUAAUUUUUAAUUUUCAUAGCAUAAUUUUACGUAAAUUACGCACACAAUAAAAUAUUUGUAUAUUUUCUAAAGAUUAUUACUCCUGCGACUGUCAUGACUAGGUCUAACAAUAAAAAUCCGGCUAAUAGUUAAUUGUCUCCCUUUUCAUAAAGGUGGAAUUGCAAUUAAAAAUCCAGAUUGUGGAAAAUAUCAAAGGUGAAACUGUAACCUCAAAAUGGCCUGAAUGUUACGGCUUUGAAUUUCCAUCAAUAUUAGUAUGUGUAUGCAUAAACAUUAGCAAUAUUUAAGCCCUAGUAACAAAAUGUCAAUAUGUCAGGCUUAAUAUUUUUUAAAUUGUCUACAUUUCAGUACAAAUAUGCUCUAAUCUUUGAGUGCGUUCGAGAUUGCCGUUCUUCGUACGAGUACAAAUUCCUGUCAAUCCCGAACGCCGAGUACGCAACCCGAGAACGGGCUCGAGGUGCAAGAACUCACACCAUCUCUGUAGGUAGUGUGGUCAAAGAACACGUUCGUACACACACGUUCUCAUUGUUUGCGACUCGUAAGAACGGAGCACGAGAACAACGGGAAUGACGACCUCGAACAAUUACUCUUUAAAACCCACUGAAACAAACUCCCAAACUAAAAUAUCUGCGAAACCUACUACUUUAUUAGAUAGAUCCCCCCUCAUGUAACUUAUCAAUAUUAUGAAUAAUUCAAAGUAAAAAAAAAGUACAUUAAUUUUGACUUAAUAUAGUUUUUAAAAUUUAAUCAAUAACCUUUUUAAAGAUGUCAGACAUACAUAUCACACAUUUUUGUUCAAUAGCAUAAUAAAAAUACUUAAAAACUGGUUAAAAUGAGAGUUCCAUAAAACUGUUAUUAGGGAAAUUAUUGCAUUUGAUGUAUGGAAUAGAAAAAAAUACUAGCAUCGGAGCUAUUGCCCUUGAAUAUACAAUUAAUUAUUUAUAGAAAUAAACUUUUUGAAUAUCAAAUAGUUUACCUGAUUUGUUAUCAUAUCCAGUGAAUAUGAUAUAUUUCUAUCAUGCACAAAGUUUAAUUAAAUGAAUAUUUUGCAAAACCCUAUGACAUACAUUACAUGAGGGUGGAGGUACCUUAAAUUGCUUACACAUCAAAGCAGUGCUAGCUACACCCCUGCAUGCAAUUAACUUUCAAAAUGUAUCUGUUAUAUUUCUUACUCUGAAUCCAUAACCCUUCCAUCAUCUUUUUCAUUGAUCUACAGACUUGGAACAUUAUUGGCCAAAAAUUUUGUUGGCUUAAAAGUACUUUGGAUCUAUUUGAAUUAGUUUGUACAUUUCUGUUCUACUCAUUGCAAAUUAUUUUGUUAGGUCAGUUUUUGCUAUUUGAAGCAAGAUAUUGUAUAAUAUGAGAGUUUAUGACAAAUGUUAUUUGUUGUUGCCCAUUCUUUGACUUGUUGCAAUUAAGUUUUAAAUGUCAAAGUGUUUUCAGUAUACAACUUGUAUAUUCAAUUUUAAACAAGUUUGACAAAAGGUGGAUGAUUUAUUUUUUUAUAUCCAUUCUUGCAAUAUUAAUAUUCCGUCCAUACUUUCACAUAUUUUUACUGUAUAGUAUGUACAAAUCUUUUUGGGAGAAUAAAUUUCAAAAGGCGAA
Molecule: messenger RNA, 13269 nt
Organism: Ostrea edulis (European flat oyster)
Lineage: Eukaryota; Metazoa; Mollusca; Bivalvia; Ostreida; Ostreidae
Product: fibrocystin-L-like
Exons: 41
Coding region: 29-11527 (3832 amino acids)
Source: RefSeq, a predicted model, not a curated record